GCACUGGAACAUUUCACACUUUAAUGCUGACACAGAAAACCUUUUAUUUCGUUAUUUCCAUCCAAACAGCCUGGGAUCCGUGUCGUUGUUCUACGGAUAAUUGCGGCAAAGAUAUACGUGCCGCUUGAGUGGGCAGCCAUGGGCAGCUUCUCCAUUCGGAAGUACAGAAAGAAGGACUACGCCGCUGUGUGCCAUUUGUUUGCUGAAGGCACCAUGGAGCACUUUCCUGCUGCCUGUCUGUAUGUUCUGAAGGCACCUCGGGUCUAUGUGACACUCUUGUUAUUAUUUGCCUCCAUGUUACUGGGUACCAAGUCAUACAUACUCUCAUUUACCUGCCUGGCUGCCAUAUUGGCUGGAGGUUGGUGGGUGAUAAACUCCAAAUUUCAUAAUUAUGUUAUUGAGAUCCAGAGAGAGGACCUGCAGGACACAGAGACGACCUACAUGGUGAGGAGCAACUCCUGUUUCUGGGUGGCAGAGUCGGACGGGAAGGUUGUUGGCAUGGUGGCCGCCCAACCAUCAGAGGAGUCAGAAGAUGAGAUGGUGCUCAAGCGCCUUUGUGUUGGAAGGGACCACAGGAGGAAGGGAAUAGCCAAGGCGCUGUGCCUGAAGGUGAUUGGCUUUGCUAAAGAGUGUGGGUACAAAGCUGUGUGCCUGGAAACGGAUAUAAUACAAUACUCUGCACAGAAGCUCUACCAGCGCAUUGGCUUCCAGAAAUACCGCCUUGAGGUGCAUCAGGGCCUUUUUGGAAAAUGUCCAACCUUCUUAAGCCUCUAUUAUAAAUAUACUGUAACAAAUUCAUAGCAAACAUAACAAUAAAUGGUCUAACCCA
This is a messenger RNA of Xenopus tropicalis (tropical clawed frog), 829 nucleotides long. RefSeq names its product probable N-acetyltransferase camello. Gene Ontology annotation, molecular function: N-acetyltransferase activity; acyltransferase activity, transferring groups other than amino-acyl groups; acetyltransferase activity. Lineage: Eukaryota; Metazoa; Chordata; Amphibia; Anura; Pipidae. The record is from RefSeq and is a predicted model, not a curated record. The transcript has 2 exons. The coding region runs from base 139 to 801 and encodes 220 amino acids.